Notothenia coriiceps (black rockcod) is the source of this 1337-nucleotide messenger RNA. RefSeq names its product DNA polymerase lambda-like. The record is from RefSeq and is a predicted model, not a curated record. Gene Ontology annotation, molecular function: DNA-directed DNA polymerase activity; DNA binding. The transcript has 2 exons. Lineage: Eukaryota; Metazoa; Chordata; Actinopteri; Perciformes; Nototheniidae. Gene Ontology annotation, biological process: double-strand break repair via nonhomologous end joining. Gene Ontology annotation, cellular component: nucleus. The annotation marks the transcript as partial.
GUGGGAGAACUUGCACAAUUGGUGGCUGACUAAAUACUUUUUUGCCCCACUGUAUUCUCUGUCUUUUAAUGUGCAGGUGAAGGAUGCUGUCCAUGCAGUAGACCCAGGCCUGUUAUCGAUGGCGUGUGGCUCCUACCGUCGGGGAAAAUCCACGUGUGGAGAUGUUGACGUACUUAUAACUCACACUGAUGGCAAAUCUCACAAAGGGGUUUUCAGCAAACUGUUGCAGAGCCUCCGUGACAGUGGGUUUUUGACGGACGACCUGGUGAGCCACGAGGACAACGGAGAGCAGAAGAAGUACAUGGGCGUGUGCCGUUUGCCAGACCACCGCCAUCGCAGGCUGGACAUCAUCGUCGUGCCCUACAACGAGUUUGCGUGUGCUAUCAUGUAUUUCACCGGGUCAGCACACUUCAACCGCUCAAUGAGAGCCAUGGCAAAGACAAAAACAAUGAGUUUAUCGGAACACUCGCUGAACAAAGAUGUGGUGCGUCAGGGUAGCUUAAAGGUGUUUGGCGGCACUCCGUUCACUACAAAGACAGAGAAGGAUGUUUUUAGUAUUUUAGGCAUACCAUACAGAGAGCCCCAUGAAAGGGACUGGUGAGGCUUCCCCAAUCACAAUGUUUUGUUUGUUUUUAAAAGAAUAAUCAUGAGGAUGGAUGAUGACAAACUGCAAUUAUGGCCAAACAACUAUUUUUAAGAAUGCUUUACUGCUGAACUGAUCAUGCAUGAGCCCUGUUUUACUUGAAUACCAUUGUAUUCUACAGAUGAAUUGAUAUGUACCAUUUAAUCAUAAGAACCUUUUUUCUUACACUCAACCCUAAUUGUAUCUUUUCUUCCAGAUUGUUUAAGGGAUGUGUACCAAAGUUGAGAUAUCCAUCUCUGAAACUCCUACUGACACGCCAUUACAAACAAAUAUUGGUAAUUUUGCUGUAGGGUCCAGAGCCCUUUAAAAAAUAUAUUUUUAAUUGAAUUCUUAAGGAAAGUUUCUUACAUUCAUUAUUCACAGUGUAGAAGGUAGCUGAAUUAAGCUGACUAAACAGGAACACUAUGAAAAAUAAAUGUUGCUUUGAAGUUUAAUCAAUAUUAAAUUGUAAAACUUCUAUUAUUCAAGGCUGACAUCAAAGGUUUUAAAGGUGAAUAUAUAAGCAAUUCAACAGGUUAAUCAAAAAGCUAUGUGCAGGGCUGGAUACAACUUGAGGUGAAUAGAAAUAUAUAUAUAUGUAUUUGCAAGUUAAUUAAAUGUGUCUUUUAAAGUCAUUUUAACAUAUAUGCUUGAUAUUUUGUAUUUAAAAAAAAAAAAAGUGGGUUAUGGUAAUAAACAAAGGGAAUUAAAAAUA